AUGCGCAUGGAGCUCGGCAACAUGAGCGCGAAUUCCACAGAAUAUAGCAUCAGCGUGAGUGAUAUGAUGCAGGUGCUUUUUGAAGUGAUACUUAUGGUGUUCAUCUGUACCGUCAACACGUUGACGCUGAUCGUAGUGUGCCUCAACCGGAACUUAUGGACUAUACACAACAUGUACAUUAUAUCGUUGGCGGUUGCGGAUCUCCUCACGGGCCUGUCGCUCGCCUACCAAAUUGUGUUCCACAUACCGGAGAUAAAGGCCCUGCUCGACCAGAAUAAAUAUCUCUGUCUCUGCAGACACGUGGUGUUCUUUAUCAUGAUCAUGGCUUCGGUUACGAACAUGGUUCUCAUUGCGGUAGACAGAUGGGCGUGCAUUGCGUAUCCUUUCAAAUACGAACAUCUGGCGACCAUUCCGAAGGCAGGUGUGCUGAUAGCGAUUUCCUGGAUUAUUGGGAUCAUUCUUGGGGCAGUUCCACUGUUUCUCAAUAACUGGGAUCUCAGGUAUGGUUGCCUGUUCUUCAAAGUCCUCACCAUGGAGUACCAAGUAUACUGUCAGGGAGGGACGUUUCUUUUGUGUUCAAUCAUCAUUGCAGCCUGCUAUUGUCGUAUAUUUUGUAUUGCCAAGAGACAAAGAAACAGUAUUAACACGAUAACCACAGCGUCUAACGUAGGAACCAGUGAAAGACGAAUGACCAAACUGAAGAAAGACAGCGAGUUGGUUAUGAUGUUCUGUGUUGUCUUUGUCGUCUUCUUUCUCUGCAGUGCCCCGGCUUUCAUAUUCGUGGUCGUAUCUUACACGGCGGGGGUUUCAAAAUCCGUGAACAGUUUCACCGUUCCAAUUAUUACGAUCAACUCUGGGAUGAACUUCUUUAUAUAUGUGGUGAAAAACUUACAGUUUCGAGCGGCUCUCAAAGCUACGUGUUCAAACUGUCGAACAACAGUGGUUGGUACUAGUUAG
Gigantopelta aegis is the source of this 957-nucleotide messenger RNA. Its product is annotated as adenosine receptor A2a-like. Gene Ontology annotation, biological process: G protein-coupled receptor signaling pathway. The coding region runs from base 1 to 957 and encodes 318 amino acids. Gene Ontology annotation, cellular component: membrane. The record is from RefSeq and is a predicted model, not a curated record. Gene Ontology annotation, molecular function: G protein-coupled receptor activity. Lineage: Eukaryota; Metazoa; Mollusca; Gastropoda; Neomphalida; Peltospiridae. The transcript has a single exon.